Molecule: messenger RNA, 957 nt
Organism: Carassius carassius (crucian carp)
Lineage: Eukaryota; Metazoa; Chordata; Actinopteri; Cypriniformes; Cyprinidae
Product: granzyme B(G,H)-like
Exons: 5
Coding region: 18-851 (277 amino acids)
Biological process (GO): proteolysis
Molecular function (GO): serine-type endopeptidase activity
Source: RefSeq, a predicted model, not a curated record
ACUGAAAGAAAUAAGUUAUGGGAAACUCCGUCUCCACCCACAUUUAUAUUAUAUUUAUACAGUAUAUAUCCAGGGAGAGCUCACUGAUUGUCUUCAACAUGAUCGUCAUCUCUCUGUUCCUGCUGGCCUCUCUGCUGCCUACAAUGACAUGCAGUGCAAAUGUGGAUAUAGUGAACGGCAGGGAAUCAAAACCCCACUCCAGACCUUACAUGGUGUCUGUUCAAGUAAAGGAGCAUCAUAUCUGUAAUGGAUUCCUCAUCUCUGAUAGAUUUGUCAUGACUGCUGCAAGUUGCAGAGAAAAUGCUGAAGUUGUGACGGUUGUGCUAGGUGCACAUGACCUAAAAAAGAGUGAGAAUUCAGUCCGAUACACAGUGGUUUCAUACCAUCAGCAUCCAGACUACACCAUGGGAUCCUUUCAUAAUGACAUCCUGCUUUUGAAGUUAGAAAAAAACGUAAAAUGUAAUGACAAGAUCAAGAGGAUAUCCUUACCAGAAGAAGGAAACGUUAUCGAAGCAGGUUCAGUUUGCAGUGUCGCAGGCUGGGGACGUACUGAAACUAAUGGCAAGGGAAGCGAUGUCCUCAUGGAGACAGAUGUGAAGGUCAUGAAUAACAUGGAAUGUGAAAGUAAAUGGGGGAAGAAACACUUUUCAACUUCACAGAUGAUGUGUGUUCAUGGAGAUGGAGGAAGCUGUGAUAGGGAUUCAGGAGGUCCUUUGGUUUGUGGAGACAGUGCAGUUGGUGUCACAUCUUUUGGUGACCCUGAUCUCUGUAAUUCCCUUGAGAAACCUGAAGUUUAUAUUAAGAUUUCAGCAUAUCUUCCAUGGAUAAAGAACAUUAUUAAGGAAAUAUAAUUGAAGUCAAUUCAAUCUUGCAAAUAAAAUGGGGUGAUUAUUAUUAUUAUUUGGUUGAGUUGAUUUUCCUCCCAAUUGCCUCUUAAUAAAAAUAACAUAUAUUGAU